Molecule: messenger RNA, 1158 nt
Organism: Naegleria lovaniensis
Lineage: Eukaryota; Heterolobosea; Eutetramitea; Acrasida; Naegleriidae
Exons: 1
Coding region: 1-1158 (385 amino acids)
Source: RefSeq, a predicted model, not a curated record
AUGAAUUUGAAUACAGAAAUAUUAUUACCGAGCUGUGUUGUGACACACCUCUCUCUGAUCGACUUGCAAUCGGAAUGUGAUUCAAGUUCUCCUCACACCCAUUCAAUCUUUGAAAAAUUCAAAGACAAGAUGAAACGACCCCUCUCGGGUCACAUUCGAAAGCCCUUCUUAGUUUCCAAUUUUAAAUAUCAAGAAACCCUUCUCAUUCGAUCAGACAAUUCCGAAUUCUUUGAAGGCGAAAUUCCAUGCGAUGUCAAAAUAUCCUAUCAACACUCAUGUAUUUUAAUUAGUGUCCCUGAGAGUGAUUCGAUUCAAGUGUUUGAUCAUCAUCGUGGAUUGCGAGCAUUUCGAGGAAGAAUUCGUGUGGAUCAAAUUCGAAAACCAACUUGGAUGUGUGUGGAAGAAGAUUUUGAAUAUGGAACGUCGGCUUUGAUUCUUUGUGCACAAAGUCAUGAUCAAGUUUCAAUUUUUAAAUUUGAUUUGAAAUUAUUACUACUACAACAAUGCAAACACAAAACAAUUUUGAAUACUACUACUACUAAUCAGAGUAUGAGUGUGGAAUCGAACAUUCAACCCAUUUGGAAGUUUGGACGACAAUUAUUAUUCGAUCCUCAGAGUAUCAUUCUGUCUCAACUUGUGAAAAAUCAAUUAUUUAUUUCUGACAGUGGCAACGACUGUCUGAUCAUUCUCGAUACCACUUGUGGACAACAAAUUGGAACUGUUCGUUUAUUAGAACCUCAAUCUUUGUUUUAUGCACCUUCCCUUGGUUUACUGGUUCCAAAAAAAGAAUUCAUCGAUCGAGAAUAUCUUGUUGUGAGUGAAGAACGGCCAACACUGAGUGGAGUGAAAUUGUUUGAACGAUCGAAAGGAAAUGGAGUUGGGGAAUGGCAACCCAUAGAAUUGGCCCGCCAGAUUGAUUUACACAAUCCAGGACAAAUGACAUUUGACAGUGAACAUUUAUUUGUAUGUGAACCACAUCGAAUUCAAAUACUGUCCUUUGAAAAGAAUCAUUUUCGUGUGAUUGGCCAAAUAGGAAACGGUACUCCUGGUAAUUACACAGAUCAGUUCAAUUCCACGGGUGGAAUUUGUUUGAAUGAACUCGAAGGAGAAUUAUUCGUAUGUGACAAACACAAUGAUCGAGUUCAAAUUUUCAAAUGA